Messenger RNA from Nilaparvata lugens (brown planthopper), 5042 nucleotides. RefSeq names its product dedicator of cytokinesis protein 1. The coding region runs from base 105 to 5042 and encodes 1645 amino acids. The record is from RefSeq and is a predicted model, not a curated record. Gene Ontology annotation, molecular function: small GTPase binding; guanyl-nucleotide exchange factor activity. The transcript has 25 exons. Gene Ontology annotation, cellular component: cytoplasm; plasma membrane. Lineage: Eukaryota; Metazoa; Arthropoda; Insecta; Hemiptera; Delphacidae. Gene Ontology annotation, biological process: small GTPase-mediated signal transduction; cell migration.
UAUUCAUUUUCUAUUAUAAAGAUGGCGACUCGCAAGUGAUCGGUGUUAUUAUUAUGAGUUAAUUAAUUUAUAUUUAAUGUGGUACGUUUACGUAUUAUUUAAAAAUGACAGUUAUUUGGACUCCUGUUAGAGAAAAAGAUAGACUAGCAGUUGUUAUUCACAAAUAUGAACAGCCCGAAUCUGACCACCGACUGCAGCUGUCAAUAGGAGAGUGCGUCGAAAUCCACAGUGAACUUGGAGAAUGGUAUUAUGGAGUUUCGUUGAAAAAUCGUGGAGUCUAUGGAAUCUUUCCUCGGACCUUUGUACAUAUCAUAGAAAGUAUCGUCGAUAAAUCAGGACCAACCGAGGUAGUUGUACCUAAGCAACCUCAUAUCGUGCAUGAAUUAACCUCAGUACUGAGAGAAUGGGGUAUUUUGUGGAAGCAGCUAUACACUGCAAACAGCGAGCAUUUCAAAACUAUAGAAUGCAAAUUAUAUGAACUUAUAAACAUCAGAAGUAAAAUUAUGUCGGGUACUUUGCCAGUCGAUGAAUUGAAAGAGAUAAAAAGAGUUGCUUCCUCAAAAAUUGAUAUGGGAAACAAACUCUUGGGUCUAGACUUGGUUGUAAGAGACGAUCAUGGAAAUAUUUUGAAUGCAGAGUACACGUCAACCAUACAACUUUAUUGGCAUCAUGAGCACACAGCAGAAAGGAUACGUAGAGCUACAAGUGACGCAUCCAGUAAGAAAUCGUUACGACCUGCGAUACCGCAGUACUCCCAUGCAUUAUUUGUAUCAUUGAGACGAUUCAAUUGUAGGAUGACUGACGAUAUGGAACUUUUACUAAUGUUGUAUGACGCCAAAGAAGGUAAACCAUUCACGGAGAGCUUUGUCGUGCGAUGGAGUAAGGACGUACUUUCAAAGGACGUGGACAUGUUACCAAAUAAUUUGCGAGCUCUCUUUACGGAUUUGGGCGUCAGAGAUUUGAAACGGGAGAAGGUGUACUUAGUUUGCUAUGUAAUCCAUGUGGGUGGCAUGGAUAUUUGUAAGGACAGCGACCAGAAGCGGAGUGCCCGCGGCAGUGUGAACAAAGCCACGCUGUUCUCUAUGGUUGAGCCGGUGCGAAGGCCGUACGGCGUGGCUGCCCUCGACGUCACACUCUUCUUGGCCGGGCGGCUCGACACUGACGAAGACAAGAUACACUAUCUUCCAUUUUUGCAUUGUGAAAAAGAUGACAGCCUGGAAGGAACAUUGAAACGUGUGCUUUCUUUAAAAGAUUUCCCUCAAAAAGAAAACAAGAGCCAGAAUUUGACUGCUAGCUUCAAGCUAUUACAUGGUGAUAUGAAACAGGUUCGAGAGGAGAAUCCUCAUCUUGUUCUAGGACAAGUCGCAAUUGCUAGGAAGAUGGGAUUUCCCGAAGUUAUUCUACCUGGUGAUGUUCGUAAUGACCUCUAUUUAACUCUGUUGGGUGGCGAAUUUUCCAAGGGCAGUAAAUCUACUGAUAAAAAUGUUGAAGUCACUGUACGUGUUUACAAUGAGAAAGGAUCUGUGAUACAUAAUGUUAUUGUGCUGGGCGGCGGAGUCACUGCUCAGGAUUCAUAUCGAUCUAUUGUUUACUACCAUGAAGAUAAACCCAAGUGGUCUGAAACAUUCAAAAUUGCUAUACCGAUUGAAGAGUUCAAAACUUGUCACUUGAAGUUCACUUUCAAGCACCGAUCAUCGAAUGAAGCCAAAGAUAAGAAUGAAAGACCUUUCGCUAUGUCUUAUGUUAAAUUGAUGCAAGAGAAUGGAACAACUUUGAAAGAUACAACUCAUGAAAUACUUGUUUACAAGGUGGACCAUAAAAAAUACGAGCCAACAGAUCUUAGUUACUUGAAUCUACCGUCAACGAGAGCUGAACUAUGUGAAGGCAUCAAACCUUCAGUUCAAGGUCUAAGUCUAACGAACAAAGACUCAUUCCUGAUCCAUACGAAUGUUUGCUCGACAAAGCUCACCCAAAAUGUCGAUCUCCUGGGAUUAUUGAACUGGGCUAAUUAUAGUGACCGUCUAGCUGAUUGUCUACUUGCUCUAAUGAAAGUAGAUGGAGAAGAAAUAGUCAAAUUUCUACAAGAUGUGUUGGACGCUCUUUUCAACAUUCUCAUGCAGAAUCCCGACUCAGAUACGUUUGAUAACAUGGUUUUUGAUUGCUUGCUAUAUAUCAUAUCUUUAGUUUCUGAUCUGAAAUAUCAGCAUUUCCAGCCAGUUUUGGACCUGUAUAUCAAAGAAAGCUUCUGUGCAACGCUUGCAUACAGCAAAUUAAUGGUUGUUUUGAAGUGCCAUGUUGAUAAUGCAAAAACAUCCGACAAAGACGUGCUACUGAAAACUAUGAAAUGUCUCCAGUAUUGCAUCAGAUUCGUCGUCCGAUCAAGGUUACUCUUCAUUGAGUUGUACGAAGGCAAAGGCCAGCAGCAGUUUGAGCUGCAGCUGCAGCAGCUGCUGCAAAGCAUUGCCGCCAUGAUGUGCUAUGACACAGACUCCACUCUGGUCAUACAGGGAGCGUGUCUCAAGUACCUGCCAUCCACUAUCCCAGACAUCAUCACAGUCUUCAAUCCAAUACAACUCAGUUCUCUUUUGAUGGAUCUGGUUAAUAAUGUACCUUCCGGUCGCCUAACAAAGCAGAAGAUGAUGACAAUCAGUGACAUAGUGCACAGCAAGCUGUUUUUGGAUGCCGAAUGUCGAACAGUAAUGCUCCCAGUUAUAAUGGCACGAAUUCGAGAACUACUUGAAUUACAUGAUGAGUAUUCUCAAAGGCAGGUUGAACUGUGCGUGAAAAUUCUGAGUGAUAUAAUGGAUCUGUUAUUCAAACAAGAUCCUCUAACAACAACGCGUGACAUAUCUGAGAUAAUGUUGAGCAUGUUGAGGACUGUCAUUCAAACUACCAUCAAGAUGAACCGGGAAAGUCAUCUCAUUGGAAAUUUGGUGGCCGUGAUGAUCUCCAUAUUCCGACAGAUGACGACGUUUCACUUUGAACAAUACAUAGCUCACUUUCCCACCAGAACUGAUUUGCUGGAUUUCUUGAUGGAGAUUCUCCUCGUGUUCAAAGAUCUGGUCUCAGCUCCAGUUUAUCCGAACGAUUGGUGUGAAAUGAUCAUGCUUGAAAACAGUGUAAUUCUGAAGGCUCUUACUCUAUUUUCACACACCAUUCGCGAUGAGUUUUCCGUGAAUUUUGAAUAUCAGGCGUGGAACAUAUUUUUCGGAUGUGCGAUAGCAUUUCUCACGCAGCCUGCCCUUCAGCUCGAAUAUUUCAAUUCGAAUAAGCGAUGGCGUAUAAUUUCACGCUACAAAGAUAUGCGAAGAGAAACUGGAUUUGAAAUUCGUAGCAUGUGGUUCAAUUUAGGUCAACAUAAGAAGAAGUUUCUACCAUGCUUAGUUGGUCCAUUCCUCGAAAUGACAUUGAUACCAGAAAAUGAGCUCCGCAAAGCAACGAUACCCAUUUUCUUUGAUAUGAUGCAGUGUGAAUUUUACUCUCCAAAAGAUGGGAGCUUAGAACUUAGGAGAGACUCGAACAACAUAAAAGGAAAAUUUUCUGAGUUUGAAAAUGAGAUAAUUGCCAAACUUGAUAAUCUAGUCGAAGGUGGAAAAGGUGAUAACCAGUACAAAGAUAUGUUUUAUAAAAUUAUGAUGAGCUUUUGUGAGAGCCAUUCAUCGUUAAGAGAAAUUGGAACAAGAUUUGUUAAAAUGAUAAAACGACUGAUGGAACGUUUGUUGGAGUACCGCAAUGUGAUCACUGACGAGAACAAAGAAAAUAGAAUGAGCUGUACUGUCAGUCUGCUGGAUUUCUACAGCGAAAUCAAUAGGAAAGAGAUGUAUAUACGAUAUGUGAAUAAACUAUGUGAUCUUCACUUGGAGUGUGAUAACUUCACAGAAGCGGCGUACACGUUGCGCCUGCACAGCAAACUGCUGACGUGGUCGAACGAGGAGUUGCCUCCGCUACUGCGCUCCCCUCGCUACGCCUCGCUGCUCACGCACCGCCACCUCAAGGAUGCCCUCUACCGCGACAUGGUCAACUACUUCGACAAGGGCAAGAACUGGGAGUGUGCGCUCACCAUCUGCAAAGAGCUAGUCAAGCAGUACGAGGAGGAGAUAUUCGACUAUCAUCUCCUCAGCGAACUGUUGCGUCGUAUGUCCAGCUUCUAUGACAGCAUCAUGAAGCAACUACGGCCCGAACCAGAGUACUUCCGUGUCGGUUACUACGGUCGUGGAUUUCCUCCAUUUUUACAAAACAAAGUAUUCAUCUACCGCGGUAAAGAGUACGAACAUUCUAGUGAUUUCUCUGGUCGGACUCUGAACCAAUUUCCCAAUGCCGAGUUGAUGAACCGGUUGUCUUCUCCAGGCAAGGACAUAACUGAGUCACAAGGCCAGUAUAUUCAGAUCAACAAAGUUGAACCAGUCAUGGAUGACAAGAAGAAAAGACUUUCAGGCAGAUUGGUACACGAUCAGAUACUCCGUUAUUAUCGUGUAAAUGAUGUGCAGAAGUUUAGAUUCUCGAGGCCUUACCAUAAAAGGGAUUCAAGGGGAGAAGACAGCUCAGGAGUGGACUCGACGAAUGAGUUUGCCACUUUGUGGGUGGAGAGGACUGUUCUUGUGACAUCGUACCCACUGCCCGGGAUACUGCGAUGGUUCCCUGUGACUGCUGUCAACACAUUCCACAUGUCGCCGCUGCAGAAUGCCAUAGAAGCCAUGGAGAACGCCAACAAAACACUUCGAGACCUCAUAAUAGCGCACAGCAGUGAUCCUAGCCUACCUCUUAACAACCUCACUCUGAAGCUGCAAGGCAUAAUUGAUGCCAACGUGAUGGGAGGCAUCUCAAACUAUGAGAAGGCUUUCUUCACUCCAGAAUAUUUGGAAAAUCAUGCACAAGAUUGUGAUAUGGUUGCUCAGUUGAAGGAUCUAAUUGCUUCUCAGAUUCCGCUUCUCGAGAUUGCAGUCAAAGUGCAUGGAGAAAGGGUGCCGCCAAAUCAGGUUCCACUCCACAACCAUCUCAAGGAGAGGUUCGCUGAUAUGAGCUCACAUGUCAUUAAUAGAUGA